AUGCAAAAAUCAACCGCCAGUCCCUCAGCUGCCGUGCAAUCAACAGGCAAUGACUGCGUCGCCAGUCAACCCAACGACAUAAAGCAAACGGCCGCCCAAACCCACACACUAACUUGUGGCAGGGCCGGAUGUCCGGUCGUUAUCGUUUACGACGUUGGGACUGACUGGCCCACGGUCAAUUGCCUCGUCAAUGACCACUCGCAGGUCUGUAAGGGCGGGCUCUAUGUGCUCGCAAAUUCACCUCCCCGUUCCGACGAACACGAUCCACAAUACGCGCUGAGCCCUCCGCAGCCCGUUCCAGAGAGCUCGGGUGCCAAUAACGGAAAUCGCGACAAUGAAGUCAUCGCGGGCAGUGGCCAACGGAGAAAAAAGGAAGACCAGAGAAAACAGGAGCUUGAGAAUGACGAGUACACCGAAGAUGUACAACCCACAUCCGUCAGGUGCCGCGGAUGUCAGAAGGCCAUCAGCCUUGACAAGCGCUCCAGGUACUAUCCUGGACUGUGGGUCAAGCACAGGGGCAAGUGUCCGGGCAUCCUCAAGCUAGAGACAGAUAGAGAACUAACCAGGAGAAGAGACUGGUCUUUUCCGUUAAAUCCAGAACUGCGCCCGCAAGCCGCCUCCUUAUUUGACGCGAGCGGAGAAAAUUGGGAAGAGGGAGAGUCGGAAGAUGAUGAAGACGAGGACGGUGAUGGGAUUCAGCAGAAAGAGGUGAAAGGUGACGGGCGUACCGACAAACGAGUAGGCGUGGAAGAUAAUGAUCCUUUGUGCACAAUCAAUGUCAAGCGCGGUAUCAUGAUCGACAUGGAUAUCACCGGUUUUGAGUGCUCGGAAGGAGCCGGCACCACGCGCACCGGAAUGCGAUGUCCAGCCAUCUAUCAUGACAUGGUCAUUCAACAGCCCACGCUCGGUCCCAACGCAUUAACCUCACUGUUUUUGUAUUGGACGAAGCGACAACCCCUCAUUUCGUCAAUCAACCGACGGCAGUCGACUUUCUGGUCGAACUCAGGUUGUGUUGUAUUUGAGAUAUGCGGCCACGGCGCCAACUUGACUGAUAGUUCUUCAAAGCUUCACGGUCUAGUCGUUGCUGUCGCAAGGUCUACACUUGAAAGAUAA
Messenger RNA from Suillus subaureus, 1113 nucleotides. RefSeq lists its product as uncharacterized. The record is from RefSeq and is a predicted model, not a curated record. The coding region runs from base 1 to 1113 and encodes 370 amino acids. The transcript is spliced from 5 exons. NCBI's taxonomy places the organism in Eukaryota, Fungi, Basidiomycota, Agaricomycetes, Boletales, Suillaceae.